This is a messenger RNA of Brassica napus (rape), 1556 nucleotides long. RefSeq names its product serine/threonine-protein kinase TIO. The record is from RefSeq and is a predicted model, not a curated record. Gene Ontology annotation, biological process: protein phosphorylation. The coding region runs from base 449 to 1060 and encodes 203 amino acids. NCBI's taxonomy places the organism in Eukaryota, Viridiplantae, Streptophyta, Magnoliopsida, Brassicales, Brassicaceae. Gene Ontology annotation, cellular component: cytoplasm. The transcript has 11 exons. Gene Ontology annotation, molecular function: protein kinase activity; ATP binding.
CUUCUAUUUAACGAAUCUUCGCGGUUCUAUACAUGUCCCUUACUUCGCUUAAAUCUUUGUUUCUCCAAUCAGAUCUCUUGCUUAAUGGGUGUCGAGGAUUAUCAUGAGCUCAUCGGCGAAGGCUCUUUCGGGAGAGUUUACAAAGGAAGACGAAAGUAUACCGGACAUACGUUCAUCAUGAAACAAGGAAAGAGUGAGAAAGAUAUACAGAGUCCAACACAAGAAAUCAAGAUAUUGCGGAAGCUCAAGCUUGGGAAUAUUAUUGAAAUGCUCGAUUCCUUUGAGAACGAACGAGAGUUUUGUGUUGUCACUGAGUUUGCCCAAGGUGAGUUGUUUGAGAGUCUUGAAGAUGACAAGCGCCUUCCCGAAGAGCAAGUUCAAGCCAUCGCUAAGCAGCUGGUAAAAUCAUUUGCAUUACUUGCAUUCCAACCAUAUAAUUCACCAUGACAUGAAGCCACAAAACAUUCUUAUUGGUGCUGGGUCUGUCGUUAAGCUAUGCGAUUUUGGAUUUGCUCGAGCUAUGUCUACCAACACUGUGGUUUUGCGAUCCAUUAAAGGCACUCCACUGUACAUGGCGCUAGAGCUUGUGAGAGAACAGCCAUACAAUCACACUGCUGACCUGUGGUCCCUUGGUGUUAUAUUGUAUGAAUUAUAUGUUGGUCAACCUCCAUUCUACACUAAUUCUGUUUACGCUCUAAUCCGACACAUUGUUAAGGUGCCCCAAAGUCGAUUGACCUGGCCUGCUCUUCUCGAGCACCCCUUCAUUAAAGAUUCACUAGAGGAAGUUGAAGCCAGGGAAAUGCAUACUGCGGUAGUUAGACAUAAGGCAGCCUGGAGACUCAAAGAAAGUGGAGGUCAACAGAAAAAUGGUCUGACUAACUUCAAAAAGUGUGACUCGUCGACCCCAUUUAAGGACGCCUCUGCUCCCGGAGUUGCAGCUGCUGCUCAGUCAGAUAUGAAGAGUGCUGUCAAAGUAAAUUAUCCCUCUCCUGAGGAUUUCCUCGGAUUCUCAACCCAUGAGGUUAUUAAAAGUUCAGGUAAUGGGAAAUGUUAUUUGUAAACCUCUUCUUCUUACUUUGAGAAUCUAGAUUUAUCCAACAGAUACAUAGAAGCGAGCAGUGCAUGUGUAUAUAUAUAUAUAUAUAUAUAUAUAUAUAUAUAUAUAUAUAUAUGUAUAUCUAUGUACUUUCAGUUUUAUUUAUUUCUAACAGUUUGGUUAAUCAUUCGGUUCAUCCAAAUCGAACCAAACCGAACCGGUAACCAAAUUGAUUUUUAAAUCUUGUUGAAUUAAACCAAAAUCAUAGCCGAACAUAAACCGAAACCAACAAUUUUGGUUUAAGUUCGGCUCUGUAUAUAAUUUUAGCAUAUUCAUGUCAUGACUAGACUAGUAAUGCUGUUAUAACUUAAGUCACAAGGCAGUCUUCUGACCGAACCAGCCUAACCGGAAAUAAACUUCAAAAAGUUUAUUUCUAAAAUUUACUUCUAGAGACACUUUAUGAGUUUUCAGUUAUACUUAGAGACACAUUUGACUUGUCACACACAUUUUGCGUGUCUAA